Messenger RNA from Solanum verrucosum, 2436 nucleotides. RefSeq names its product protein MICRORCHIDIA 6-like. The transcript is spliced from 20 exons. Gene Ontology annotation, cellular component: nucleus. The record is from RefSeq and is a predicted model, not a curated record. NCBI's taxonomy places the organism in Eukaryota, Viridiplantae, Streptophyta, Magnoliopsida, Solanales, Solanaceae. The coding region runs from base 35 to 2191 and encodes 718 amino acids. Gene Ontology annotation, molecular function: ATP hydrolysis activity.
ACUUUCCCUUAUUUAAUUUCUUAUCAGUCCUGGGAUGAGUUCUACAAAUAUGGUUGGCUUGUGUAGUAACAAUCUUGGAGGUGGGGAGACAGAGACUGUUAAGUUGGAACCAGAAUUGGUUGAAAGUUCACUUCCACAAAUGGAGUACUGUGAAGCUGACUCCUUGCCAUAUCAAAAAUCCUCAAGCAGUGGCGGGAGGCAAGAUUCUACAGCUACUGAACAGAGUGGAACCACUGUCUUGGAUCAAGAUCAGUCUCCGAUAGAUGAUUCAAGCCUUUGUUCUACAUCACAAAUAUGUUCAGCACCCCUAUCUCGCCAGUUCUGGAGAGCUGGAAAUUAUGAUGAGGGGCGUGCUACUAAGUCCACCCUUAAAAAAGGCUCCAGUUUCCUGCACAUUCACCCGAAGUUCCUUCACUCAAACGCCACUUCCCAUAAAUGGGCAUUUGGUGCCUUGGCAGAGCUUCUUGACAAUGCUGUUGAUGAGAUACAAAAUGGAGCCUCCUUUGUUAUUGUAGAUAAAACACCAAAUCCAAGGAGUGGAAGUUCAGCUUUAAUGGUUCAAGAUGAUGGCGGUGGAAUGGACCCAGAAGCCAUACGUCGUUGUAUGAGCUUUGGGUUUUCGGAUAAGAAGUCAGCUUCAACUAUUGGACAGUAUGGAAAUGGUUUUAAGACCAGUUCAAUGAGACUUGGGGCAGAUGUUAUUGUCUUUAGCCGCUGCAAAAAGAACAGGAAAUUGACACAAAGCAUUGGGCUUCUAUCUCAGACAUUUCUGACUCGAGCAGGCCUUGACAGAAUAGUGGUUCCUUUGCUUGACUUUGAGUUCAGUGCAGCAGCUGGAAAAUGGAGUUCAUUACAUGGUGAACAACAUUUUAGGAAUAACCUCUCGUUGUUGUUGCGCUGGUCUCCAUUUGCGACAGAGGCAGAGCUUCUUAAGCAAUUUGAUGACAUUGGUGAUCAUGGCACAAAGGUGAUUGUCUACAAUUUGUGGUAUAAUGAUGAAGGCAGAAUGGAGCUCGACUUUGAGGCAGAUUCUGAGGAUAUUCGCCUUUCGGGGGAUGCAAACGAUAAUGAGAAGAGUGGCUCUCGUAUUAAAGUAAGUGACCAGCAUCUUGCGAACCGUCUUCGUUACUCACUCCGUGCAUAUUUAUCAGUGUUGUACUUGCGGAUUCCAGACAACUUCUGUAUUCUGUUACGUGGACGGGUUGUUGAACUCCAUAACAUUGCUAAGGAUCUCAAGUACCCCGAAUUUAUCAUGUAUAAGCCUCAAACUCUUGGAUUCAAAGAGGGUUCAGUCAUUACCACUAUUGGUUUCCUAAAGGAAGCUCCAGUGGUGAAUAUUCAUGGGUUCAAUGUCUACCACAAAAAUCGGUUAAUACUGCCGUUUUGGCAUGUUGUGAGGUACUCAGAUAGUAGAGGCAGAGGAGUUGUUGGUGUUCUAGAAGCAAACUUUAUUCAGCCAACCCAUAAUAAGCAGGACUUCGAGAAAACCCCUCUUUUUCAAAAGCUUGAAGUACGAUUAAAGGAGAUGACAUGGGAAUACUGGGAUUAUCACUGCGGGCUCCUCGGUUACUUUCCAAAGAAAAAACCUCAGGGACCGAUAACUCCUCAGGCUUCAUCUGAAUCUAGACAACUACAUGGAUCAUAUAAACCUGUUGUCUUGGGAAACUCCUCUGGUGCGGUUGGUUCAAACAUUACAGUAAGGGGAACUGUAACUUCUCAGGCUUCAUCUGAAUCUAGACAACAACAUGGGUCAUAUAAACCUGUUGUCUUGGGAAACUCCUCUGGUGCGGUUGGUUCAAACAUUACAGUACGGGGAACUGUAACACCAGUCUUCCAAAGUAACUCUAAACAAGGAGCUUCAAAAAGGAAAGCAGUUGAUCGUCCAAUAGAACAUGAAAACUCGAAACGGACAGCGGGACUAGUAGUUGAUUUAACUGGUGGUGAGCGAAGUCAAGAAAUUCUGACUCUCACUUCAAGUGGCUCAGAAGAUCAAGAGGCUGCCCAUCUCAUUCAAGAGAAUGAAAAGCUCCGCGCACAGUGCUCGGAAUGUGAGAAGAGGGAGGAAGAACUUCAUUCAAAGGUUAAUAAGCUUCGGAAGGAGCUGAAAGAAGCACAACGUACCUAUGCACAUAUGCUAGUGGAAUCAAGGUUAUUAGACAAAGUCAAACCUGAAGAAGAUGUUUAUAUUUAACGAAGUGCCCAUCCUUGUACUAUAGUUAGCUCUUUAAAUGAAUUUUAAUCUUAGCUGUUGUUGAUAAAAUCUCGUUCCUUUCUCUGUUGUGACGGAAUAUUACCAUGAUUCUUGUUUUCUUCUUUUGUUUAUGCAACAGAAUGGACGUAGAAACAACGUUUUCACAGAUUAGAGUUUGUCCCAUUGUAUCUGUGGCCAAAUAACCAUUUACUUUUAUAUUUGUAAACUUGUAACUCAUAUUACAA